This is a messenger RNA of Colossoma macropomum (tambaqui), 3137 nucleotides long. It is a transcript of the gene pparg, whose product is annotated as peroxisome proliferator-activated receptor gamma. The record is from RefSeq and is a predicted model, not a curated record. Lineage: Eukaryota; Metazoa; Chordata; Actinopteri; Characiformes; Serrasalmidae. The coding region runs from base 322 to 1977 and encodes 551 amino acids. Gene Ontology annotation, molecular function: RNA polymerase II cis-regulatory region sequence-specific DNA binding; zinc ion binding; nuclear receptor activity. Gene Ontology annotation, cellular component: nucleus. The transcript has 7 exons. Gene Ontology annotation, biological process: negative regulation of transcription by RNA polymerase II; regulation of lipid metabolic process; hormone-mediated signaling pathway.
UCCUGGCCUAGCUGAGUGUGCUGGAGCUGACAGGCCUUUCCUUCUGUCCAAAUGGGAGGGGAAAGCUUUGAAAGCGCUGAGCAUCAGUGAGUGGCCCACACAGUGAGAGCUAAUACGAGUGAGCAGCGAGAAGACCAGUCAGUCACUGUCAGAGACGUUUUCGCCAGUUUCCCUCUCAAGACGCUUUGCUGAGAGAUUUCCGUCAACACGGACACACAGGAGGAGUCGUGUUAUAAGGCUAAUACCGCGGGAGAGAGUUUUCUGUCAGCACAAGCCGCCGGCCAAGCGAGAAGUGUCCACGGUCAAGAGACGAGUUCAGCUAUGGUGGACACACAGACGUUCUCCUGGCCCAUGGGAUUCGGCCUAAGCACUCUGGACCUGGAGGAACUUGACGACAGCUCACACUCUUUAGACAUGAAGCCUUUCUCCACACUGGACUACGCAACAAUCUCUGGCGUUGAGUACGAACCCAGCCCGCCCCAGAGCGAAAUGACACACAUGAUGGACCUGACACACAUGUACAGCUACAGAGCCCACGAGACCAACUACAGAGCCCAGGAGAGCAACUACAGAGCACAUGAGAACAACUAUAGAACCCAGGAGAACAGCUAUAGAACCCAGGAGAACAGCUAUAGAACCCAGGAGAACUGCUAUAGGGCCCAGGAGAACAACUAUAGAGCGCAGGAGCACAACUACAGAACUCAGGAGAGCAACUACAGAGUGCAAGAACCCCAAAGUUCAAUUAAACUUGAGCCAGAGUCUCCUCCACAGUACGCAGAAAAUAGCAUGUCAUUCUCUAAACUGCACGAAGACCCCUCCACCUCCGCUUUAAACAUCGAGUGCCGAGUGUGCGGGGACAAGGCCUCUGGCUUCCACUACGGUGUCCAUGCCUGCGAAGGUUGCAAGGGAUUCUUUCGCCGAACAAUUCGCCUAAAGCUAGUCUACGACCACUGCGACCUCCACUGCCGCAUCCACAAGAAGAGCCGCAACAAGUGCCAGUACUGCCGCUUCCAGAAGUGCCUGAUGGUGGGCAUGUCACACAAUGCCAUUCGCUUUGGCCGCAUGCCCCAGGCAGAGAAGGAGAAGCUCUUGGCCGAGUUCUCCACUGAUAUGGACCACAUACACCCCGAGGCGGCCGACCUGAGGUCCCUCGCCAAGCAGCUCUACGAUUCCUAUCUUAAGAACUUCCCCCUGACCAAAGCCAAGGCCAGGGCUAUCCUCUCAGGGAAGACCAGCGACAAUGCACCCUUCGUCAUCCAUGACAUGAAGUCCCUGGUGGAGGGCGAGCAGUUCAUCAACUGUCGGCAGCUUCCCCGACACGAGCAGCUUCGGGCCAACAUGGGCGCGAUGCAGUCAGAGCUGCACCGUGAGGUGGAGCUGCGAUUCUUCCACAGCUGCCAGUCACGCUCGGCUGAGGCGGUCAGCGAGGUCACCGAGUUUGCCAAGAGCAUCCCGGGCUUCGUGAACCUGGACCUGAACGACCAGGUGACGCUGCUCAAGUAUGGGGUCAUUGAGGUGCUCAUCAUCAUGAUGGCACCGCUCAUGAACAAGGACGGCACGCUCAUCUCAUACGGCCAGAUCUUCAUGACCCGUGAGUUCCUCAAGAGCCUGCGCAAGCCCUUUGGAGAGAUGAUGGAGCCCAAGUUUGAGUUCUCCGUCAAGUUCAACAUGCUGGAGCUGGACGACAGCGACAUGGCGCUUUUCCUGGCCGUCAUCAUCCUCAGCGGAGAUCGCCCAGGAUUGCUGAACGUGAAGCCUAUUGAGGAGCUGCAGGAGAACGUUCUCCACUCCAUGGAGCUGCACCUGAAGAUGAACCACCCCGACUCCCUCCAUCUCUUUGCCAAAGUGCUGCAGAAGAUGACGGACCUGCGACAGCUGGUGGCCCACCACGUCCAGCUGAUGCAGCUGAUGAAAGAGUCAGAGAUCGACCUGUGGUUACACCCACUGCUGCAAGAGAUUAUGAGGGACUUGUACUAGGCUGUGGUUUGGCUUCGUGAGCCAGAACGGUAGUGAUCGUGCUUUGGUUUUAGUGCUGGGUUGUUGUUUUUUUCCUCUUUCUGUGAAGGAAUUGAGCCUCCAUUGACAGUGAGAGAAGAACUUAGUGUCAUCCAUUUGGCAGCCAGAACUUCUGAGAUUAGUUGAAGAAGAGUCAUCUAAGGUGAGCUAAACUGAAUGGAGCUCUCUGAAAUGGGAUUCUUCUAUAAAGGGAAAGCACAUAUCAGCACAAAUGUAUUCUAUAUUUAACCAAAAAAAACCAAAACGCACACAUAUUUGGAGGGCGCCGGCAGCAAACCUGGACAUGUGAAAUGGGAAUUUCAAAGCAGUGCAGCUUAAUUCAUAUCACUGUUUGCAGCAGACGAACUUUCUGAAAACUUUGAUAAAAGAGAUUUUUAAGAGUUAUUCAUGAAGAUGUGAUACUUAAUCCUGUAUCUUAAAGGGGAAUUCCUCUGAUUUUUAAUUAAGAUCAUUUCUGCAUAAUUCAAUAAACAAAGCCAUUCAGAGUGGUUUGAUGUUAAAUGGUUCAAUGUGAAGAAACCAGCUGUUUUUUCUUUUGUAGUGGUGGUGAUAGGAACCAGGGGUCGCCUUGUCUACAACACAAAUGUAGCCGUUUUAUUUACUGUCCAAAACCAGCAGUGAACCUACACGUGUCUUCAGGAGGUUUAUGUGUUUUAUAGUUUCGUUUUUGGACCAAAACCUUCUCGAAACUAUUGUAAAACAAUACAAGACAGUGACUUUCUAUAAGGGAGCUUUUAAAGGCUUCAGACAUCUGGUUCCUAUCACCACCACUGUGAAAAAGUCUGAAUGACUUUGCUUACAGCUUAACCUUUUGAUUAUUCAGAAAUGUAGAAAAGUCAGUGGAAUUCCCCAUUAAAUUCUAUGCAAAGUAGAUAAAAUAAGUGUUAUCUGUGACAGCUGUGUACAUACGAGAAUGUCUUUCUUUUUUGCAGUUUUCAUUGUUCUCAAAAAAAAAAAAAUUAUAUUUCAGAGCUUUAAUUUUUUGAUUCUAAAACGCCUUUUUCGAAAUGUAUGUAAAUACGACAGACAGAUUUUUAAGGGCAGCCUCUGUCGGGGGUCUCAUCAUAGUUGUUUUACAUUGAAAAUGGUUAAUAAAAUGUAAAUAAAUAUUUUCAAGAUGU